Messenger RNA from Cutaneotrichosporon oleaginosum, 3643 nucleotides. RefSeq lists its product as uncharacterized. The record is from RefSeq and is a predicted model, not a curated record. NCBI's taxonomy places the organism in Eukaryota, Fungi, Basidiomycota, Tremellomycetes, Trichosporonales, Trichosporonaceae. Gene Ontology annotation, biological process: oligopeptide export from mitochondrion; heme biosynthetic process. Gene Ontology annotation, cellular component: mitochondrial inner membrane. Gene Ontology annotation, molecular function: protoheme IX farnesyltransferase activity; ATP binding; ATP hydrolysis activity.
CGCCAAGUCUCUUUCCGCUCAUCAGACUAUUCCUCUCCUGCUCGCCGGCCCACCACCACCCCGCCUCCCCCGGCCCUCUCGGCACCCGCCGCCCUCCGCCCCGACUCUCCUUCUGCUUUCGCCGCGCCAUGGCCUCCAGAGGCGCGGCCGCGCUCCUGCCAUCGCGACUGGCGGUGGUGGCACCUUGCGCGGGCCAUGUCGGCGUCAGGCUAGCUGCCCAAGCUAGCCUUGCACCCUUUAGACAUCCUCGGUUGGGCUCGGCGAGCCCUCUUUUUCUGCGCUCCUUCUCCACUGCGUUGGGGUCGGCGCGCCCACUUUUGCGCCCUCUGCAGACUUUGCGGUUUGCGCGGUUCGAAUCCACUGCGACUCCGGCAUCCAAAACCUCGAAGGAUGAGGGCAAGGCCAAGGACGACAAGAAGGCUUCGGUCCCCGUCAAGGUGCACCCGGGUAUGCUGCCGGUGCAGACCAAAGCGGAUUCGGCGUCGAUCAUGAAGCUCCUCACCCUUGCAAAGCCGCAGUGGAAGCUGCUUACUGUCGGCGUCUCGUGCCUCGUCCUCUCGACUGGUGUCUCGCUCGCGGUCCCCUACGUAAUCGGCAAGAUCAUCGAUUUUUUCGCUCCCGGCUCCAAGGAGAAUCUUCUCUUCGGUCUCCCGCUCGAGCAGGCCGCAGGGGCCCUCGCCAUCGUCCUCGUGAUCGGUGCGAUUGCCAACGCUGGCCGCAGCAUUUGUUUGCGUCUCGCUGGCCAGCGCACCGUCGCCCAGAUCCGCAACAAGACCUACCGCCAGUACCUUGCGCUCCCGCCAUCUCACAUCGAGACGGCGGGCGUUGGUGACGCACUUUCGCGUCUUGGCCAGGACUCGUCGAUUGUUGGACAAUCCCUCUCUGAAAAUCUCGGCGAGGGCCUCAAGGCCGUUAUGGGUGCUGCUGUCGGUGUCGGCGCCAUGUACCUCAUCUCGCCCAAGCUGUGCAUGGUCAUGCUCCUGCUUUUCCCGCCAAUCUCCGUCGGCUCCUACUUCUACGGCCGGUAUAUUCGCAAGCUGUCGCUCAAGACGCAAGAGGCACUCGGCAACAUGUCUAAGCUUGCGGAGGAACGUCUGUCCGCACACCGCACAGUGACUGCCUCCAACACGCAACCGUCCGAGCGAGCACUGUUCGCGGGUAAGGUGUCGGACGUCUUCAACCUCCAGAAGAAGGAGACGUACGCCAACGGCAUUUUCCAGGGCUCCAACGAGGUCGCCGGUGACUUUGCCAUGAUCGGCCUUCUGAUUUAUGGCGGCAUCUUGGUCCAGCGCGGCGAGGUAACGGUGGGAGACAUGACUACGUCGCUCAUCUACGUCAACUGGAUUGAGUGGAGUCUCAACACUCUCGCUGGCUUCUUCACCGGUCUCAUGCGUGGUGUCGGUGCGUCCCAACGCAUCAUUUCUCUUCACGCCCUUCCAUCGCCCGUCCCGCUGUCCGUUGGAUCCAAGGUCGCUUCAGCCGAUGCGGGCCCGAUUGAGCUGCGGGACGUCGCCUUUGCGUAUCCCUCGCGCCCAGACGUUAAGGUGCUCGACGGCGUCAACCUCCGCAUCGACCAGGGCGAGCAGGUUGCCCUCGUCGGCGGAAGCGGAAGCGGCAAGUCCUCGAUCCAGCUACUCCUGCUCCGUUUCUACGACCCUACGGGCGGACAGGUUCUCUUCGGCAACAAGGACAUCCGCGAGUUUGAGCCCGAGUCGUGGCGCAAGCGCAUCGGUUAUGUCCCGCAGGACCCGAUUCUUUUCGGCGGCACCAUUGAAGACAACAUCAAGUACGGGCACCCAGAGGCGACUCGCGAGGAUGUGGUUGCGGCCGCGGCCAUCGCCCACUGCGACUUCAUCGAGCGUAUGCCCGAGGGCUUCAGCACGAUCAUUACCAAGGCGUCCCUCUCUGGCGGUCAACGCCAGCGGAUUGCCAUCGCCCGUGCGCUCGUCGGUAGGCCCUCCGUUCUUCUCAUGGACGAGGCGACUUCCGCCCUGGACUCGGAGUCGGAGCGCGCCGUCAACGCCGCCCUCGACAAGCUCUUCCACGACACGGACAUCACCGUCAUUCUCAUUGCCCACCGUCUCUCAUCUAUCGCCCAGGCCGACCGUGUUGUUUACCUUGAGGGCGGCGCUAUCAUGGAGGACAGCUCGUACGACGACCUCAUCACGCGCCCCCACGGCCGCUUCCGCAAGAUGGUCAAGGGCCAGAUGGCCAAGAUCAAGGACCCCGUCGGCGAGGAGAAGGCUGAGGAGGAGCCUACCUCGGCGCAAGCCAGCCCCAAUGCGUCCGACGUCCCUCCCGCCAUCUCGGUGCAGAACCAAGUUUCCGCAUCCUUGGUUCAGCGCCGUGAGCUGCACACGUCUGCGCGCCGCUUCUCGUCCGAAGUUGAGGUGCCCCAGCCGCCUAAGGAGUUCCGCUCGGUCUACUCGGCAGCCAACGCUCCAGCCGAGCCGCUCGCUGACCUCCCUAUGCCUGUUCCUCAAGCUCCCGCGGCGCCCCUUGCUGCGUACAAGCCCCUGCCGCCUAUGACUCUCCCGCGCCUGAUCAAGGUUUAUGCGCAGCUCUCGAAGCGUAACCUCUCGAUCCUCAUGACGCUUACUGCGACAACCGGCUUUGCGCUGUCACCGCUCCCUCUCUCGCUCCCCGUCCUGGCCUGCCUCACUGUCGGCACGUUCCUCACCUCGGCCGCUGCCAACACGUUCAACCAGAUCCUGGAGGUGCCGCUCGACGCGCAGACGCCUCGCACGCGCGUGCGCCCCCUUGUUGCCCGUCGCGUCACGCCCUUCCAUGCCGCCUCCUUUGGCGUGGUUUGCACCGCACUCGGCGGCUCGAUCCUCUGGUUCGGUUGCAACCCUACCACCGCGUUGCUCGGCAUUGGCAAUCUGCUCCUGUACUCGGGCGUUUACACCCCGAUGAAAAGGUUCAGCGUCGCCAACACUUGGGUCGGUGCCGUCGUCGGCGCCAUCACCCCACUCAUGGGGUGGACGGCUACUGGCGGUUCUCUGUGGCCGACAGUUGAGCAGCCACUGCUCAUGCACUGGCCGCUGGUCGAGAACCUUCCCGAUCUCCCGAACCCGAUGACGGCUUGGAUGCUUGGCGUCCUGCUCUUCUCGUGGCAGUUCCCGCACUUCAACGCGCUCUCCUACAUGAUCCGGCCCUUUUACGCUCUCUCGGGCUACCCGAUGCUGAGUGUACUGAGCCCGCAUCUCAACGCCCUCGUCUCGCUCCGGCACGCGCUCAUCCUCGUCCCCGUGUGCGCGGUCAUGGCCCCGCUCACCGGCUGCGUCGACUGGAGCUUUGCGCUCACGUCUGCCGUCCCCAACGCAUACUUUGUCAAGACAGCGUGGGACUUUUACCGCCGCACGAACGAGCAGACCGCCAAGCGCGUCUUCUUCGUCUCGCUUUGGUACCUCCCCGCCGUGCUGGGCCUGAUGCUCCUGCACAAAAACUUCGGCAAGUGGUUCAAGACCGAGCUGGAGUGGGAGCACAGCGAGGAGGGCCAGGCGCAGAUCCUCGCCAUCGAGAAGGAGCGCGGGCGCGUGCUCGUCGACCAUGGGACUGUGUUCUCACAUCCCAAGGCAAAAUCAGAGUAGGAGAAUAUAGACAACUGUACCACUAGCAUUAUGGCAUAUCAUCCCCGGCU